GGGAAACGUAGUCCCUGGCCUGGGCCGCGGGCAGCGGUGUUCUGCGGGCUCAGCGGUGACAGCUCGAGAGUCCUCUGAAGCAUCUCUGCCACCUCAUGGGCUACCACCUGCCCUCCCCCAGAGUGUGUGUGCUUAGCAGGGUCCAUCAUGGACCAGUCUGUGGCCAUCCAGGAGACUCUGGCUGAGGGGGAAUACUGUGUCAUCGCAGUGCAAGGUGUGCUGUGUCAGGGAGACAGCCGGCAGAGCCGCCUGCUGGGACUGGUGAGGUGUCGCCUGGAAGAUGGCAGCCAGGAGCAUGCUCUCUUCCUGUAUACGCACCGGAGGAUGGCCAUUUCGGGCGAUGAUGUCUCUUUGGACCAGAUAGUGCCAGUCUCGAGGGACUUUACAAUGGAAGAAGUGUCUCCUGAUGGUGAAGUGUACAUCCUUGGUUCAGAUGUGACUGUGCAGCUGGACACUGCUGAGCUCAGCCUUGAAUUCCAACUACCCUUUGGAUCACACACCAGGAUGUUUCUCCAGGAAGUCACCAGAGCCCAUCCAGACACAGGCAUCACCCCUGCGACCCGGGAUCCCGAGUUCCUGUGGCUGUCCAGAUACAGACGCGCCAAGCCAGGUCCCGAGCCGCCCUCGCCAAGCGCGCGGAACUCCGACCCGAGUCCUUGGACGGAGUGCGGGACAAUUGGAGGAGGCAGGUAUCGGUUUCGGAAAGGGCCGGUAGGGAUUGGAGAACGCCCAGCUCCGGGGGGCGGGUCCGUUCUGUUUGGGGGCGGGGAUACCGAGGAGCCUGGCUUUGGAUUGGCGGAGGCGGCACUCGGGGGCGGGGCCAUGGAGGGGCGGGGCGCGCGUGCGCGGGAGAGAGGGAGGGAGGCCGGGCGGCGGGAUGAAGUGCUUGAGGAAGCAACCGGGGAAAUGUCGGCCGCAGCCGGCUCCCGCGAGCGCGACUGUGCAGGUGGUUCUAACUUUGACAGCUCAAGGCCAAACGGGAGAGGCCUGCUUGUGGACCAAAGCUCUGGGGCCAGAAGUCAGGAUAAAUCAGAAAACUUGCUCACAAGACAGAAUAGAUCCAAGGCUGAAAUUACUGACUUGGUUCGUUCCUCCACCAUCACAGUGUCAGACAAGGCUCAUAUUUUAUCAGUGCAGAAGUUUGGACUGCGAGACACAAUUGUGAAAUCAUAUCUUGUACAGAAAGAAGAGGAUUAUACCUAUAUCCAGAACUUCAGGUUUUUUGUGGGAACUUACAAUGUGAAUGGGCAGUCCCCCAAAGAAUGCCUCCGGCCCUGGCUGAGCCAUGGUAUCGAAGCCCCAGAUGUGUACUGCGUAGGGUUCCAGGAGCUUGAUCUGAGCAAGGAGGCCUUUUUCUUUCAUGAUACCCCAAAGGAGGAAGAGUGGUUUAAGGCUGUGUCAGAGAGCCUUCAUCCAGAUGCCAAGUAUGCAAAGGUGAAGCUCAUCCGACUAGUUGGGAUUAUGCUGCUGUUAUACGUCAAACAGGAACAUGCAGCCAGUAUCUCAGAAGUGGAAGCUGAGACUGUUGGGACAGGAAUCAUGGGGAGGAUGGGGAACAAAGGAGGCGUGGCGAUCAGGUUCCAGUUGCACAACACCAGCAUCUGUGUCGUGAAUUCCCACUUGGCAGCCCACACAGAAGAGUAUGAAAGGAGGAACCAAGACUAUAAAGACAUCUGUUCUCGAAUGCAGUUUCAUCAGGUUGAUCCGAGCCUUCCCCCUCUCACCAUCAGUAAGCACGAUGUGAUCUUGUGGCUGGGGGACCUCAACUACAGGAUAGAAGAGCUGGAUGUGGAAAAAGUGAAAAAGCUCAUCGAAGAGAAGGCCUUUCAAACCCUGUAUGCAUAUGAUCAGCUGAAACUCCAGGUGGCUGCCAACACUGUCUUUGAAGGCUUCACAGAGGGUGAGCUCACAUUCCAGCCUACCUACAAGUACGAUACAGGCUCCGAUGACUGGGAUACCAGUGAGAAGUGUCGUGCUCCUGCCUGGUGUGACCGAGUCCUCUGGAAAGGAAAGAACAUCACUCAGCUGAGUUACCAGAGCCACAUGGUCCUGAAGACCAGCGACCACAAGCCUGUCAGCUCGGUGUUUGAUAUUGGGGUGAAGGUCAUAAACCAAGAGCUCUACCGGAAGACUCUGGAGGAAGUUGUUCGCUCCCUGGACAAGAUGGAAAAUGCCAGCAUUCCUUCUGUGACCCUCUCAAAACGAGAGUUCUGUUUUAAGGAUGUGAAGUACAUGCAGCUGCAAGUAGAGUCUUUUACAAUUCAUAAUGGACAGGUCGCCUGUCAGUUCGAGUUCAUCAGCAAGCCUGACGAAGAGACUUACUGUAAGCAGUGGCUGAGUGCCAACCCCUGCCGAGGGUUUCUCCUGCCAAAUUCUGACACUGAGAUUGAACUGGAGCUCUUUGUAAAUAAAACUACAGCCACAAAGCUCAACUCUGGUGAAGACAAAAUUGAGGACAUUCUGGUCUUGCACUUGGACAGAGGAAAGGAUUACUUUUUGUCUGUGUCUGGGAACUACCUGCCCAGUUGCUUCGGGUCUCCCAUUCAUACAUUGUGCUUCAUGAGGGAGCCGAUCUUGGACCUUCCACUUGAAGCUGUUAGUGAGCUGACCUUGAUGCCACUGCAGAAUGAAUAUGAUGUGAGCCAUCUGGAAAGCCCCCAGGAAAUCCCCAAAGAGCUUUGGAUGAUGGUUGACUAUCUGUACCGGAAUGCUAUCCAGCAGGAAGAUCUGUUUCAGCAGCCAGGCCUGCGGUUGGAAUUUGAGCAUAUCAGGAAAUGUCUGGACACUGGAAUGAUUGAUGAACUCUCCGCCAGCAGCCAUUCCGUUGCCGAAGCCCUGCUCCUUUUCCUGGAGAGUCUGCCAGAGCCUGUCAUCUGUUACAAUGCCUACCAUAGGUGUUUGGAGUGCUCUGGCAAUUACACAGCAAGCAAGCAGGUCAUUUCUACUCUUCCCGCAUGCCACCAAAAUGUCUUCAACUACUUGAUGGCGUUUUUGCAAGAAUUGCUAAAAAAUUCAGCAAAGAAUCAUUUGGAUGCAAAUAUUCUAGCUAGCAUAUUUGGCAGCUUGUUGCUUCGAAACCCAGCUCAUCACCAGAAGCUUGAAAUUGCAGAGAAGAAGAAGGCUCAAGAGUUUAUUCACCAGUUCCUCUGCAACCCUCUCUGAGCCUCAGCAUCUCCUCCUCUUUUACCCAAGGUAGCCUAAGCUGUUUCCACUCAAGAGACACCUUAGGAUGAUCCGAAACCAUGCAGAAGCAAGAAUGGCACCUGCCUGAUUUUGAGUCUCAACCUGCCCCUUUCUGGUGCCAUUGGUUAGCAAACCUACUGCUGAGUUGUGAAGACACUGGGGACAGCUAUCAUAAUAAAACUGACACUUAAUAUUCAACUUUGGUUACUUAACAUCAGAAGAUCUCUAUUAAUUUUUACUUUGAGACUUUUAAAGCAACUGUACUUUUUCUCAUUCAACCUGCCUGUAGGGCAUAGUUAAUGAUUCUGUAGCCUCAGCUGAAUCUCUCAUGAUUGUAUGUGAACUAACUGAAGUCCUGGAGGGAAAAUGAGUUGGACACAAGAAUGCAGGUAGAUGCUCCUGGAUAAACAAGUCUUAGCCACUCCAUUUGCUUCCAUUGUCAAGUCGGAGGACAUGUGCCCAUAUGCAUAAAACACCUCUAUUUAGAUAUGGCUCUGGAACUGAAGCUGGUCAUUCACCGUGACUGGUAAUGCAGUGACUUAAAGGUGAAGGCACUGAAGGAAAAGCUGGUUUUGGUGAAACAAGUGGAAUUUUCCUGGCCAGCAAAUCCACCAAACUGUAUAUGAUGCAUUCUCUCUCUUGUGUAAUAUGUAUUUUAAUGAUAAAUGUAUUUUUAACAAUG
Molecule: messenger RNA, 3865 nt
Organism: Jaculus jaculus (lesser Egyptian jerboa)
Lineage: Eukaryota; Metazoa; Chordata; Mammalia; Rodentia; Dipodidae
Gene: Inpp5b
Product: inositol polyphosphate-5-phosphatase B
Biological process (GO): phosphatidylinositol dephosphorylation; signal transduction
Cellular component (GO): membrane; cytosol
Molecular function (GO): phosphatidylinositol-4,5-bisphosphate 5-phosphatase activity; inositol-1,4,5-trisphosphate 5-phosphatase activity
Source: RefSeq, a predicted model, not a curated record